Molecule: messenger RNA, 2004 nt
Organism: Phaedon cochleariae (mustard beetle)
Lineage: Eukaryota; Metazoa; Arthropoda; Insecta; Coleoptera; Chrysomelidae
Source: the annotation of a GenBank genome assembly
AUGAUAAUUGAUACACUACAAGAACAAAUAAAGAAGAUAGAAUGUACCAAAUCUUACGCAAGUGUCGCCUCCACUCCUGCUCUGUCGAAAACGCCGAUUCGACCUCAUACUCCUAAGAAUGUUCCUCCGGUACUUAUGAAGCCAGAAAAUGUGCAAGAUGCGGAAGUUACUAAAGCCGAUCUUCAAUCAAAAAUUAAUCCGAGUGAAUUGAAUAUUAGCAUUAAUUCUGUUAAGACCGCGAAAAAUGGGGUUGUGGUAAUAAACUGUAGUAGCGAACAAGAAUACCAGAAAUUAUUGCAAACUAUACAAGAACAAGACACUGAGGAAAACUACACAGUGAAGCUGCCACGAAUGAAGAAACCUAGGUUCAAGAUUAUAAUGUCAACAGCAAGCAACGACAUGGAAGAAAUAUCGAACUGUUUGAAACAACAGAACCAGUUUAUUCAAGAUGACGAUGAUCUCAAUAUAACAUUCAUCAAGCCAAUAAGAAACAACAAAUCUAUCGUCUUUGGUGAAUGCUCUGGAGACCUUUUUGGAAGACUAAUGGCAUACAAAAAGGAAGAACAAACAUGUGAUAGAUACUCCUAUUGAUCGGCCAUCACAAUAUUUCCUCAACGAACUGACGGAAAGCACGACUUCCGAGUAUGGAACCCUCAGCUCAUCAGUUACGCUGCUUACAGACAACCAGAUGGCUCCGUGAUAGGCGAUCCCAUCAACGUAGAAUUCACAGAGCUCUGCAUCAAAUUAGGCUGGAAGGGCACAGGAGGAAAAUGGGACAUUCUGCCACUAGUUUUGAGUGCUAAUGGGCAUGAUCCUGACUAUUUCGAUAUACCGAGAGAGUAUGUUUUGGAGGUUCCUCUCUCCCACCCCACGUACAAAUGGUUUGAAGGCCUUGAACUGAAAUGGUAUGCAGUGCCAGCAGUCUCUAGUAUGAUGUUCGACUGUGGAGGAAUCCAAUUCACAGCAGCACCUUUCAAUGGAUGGUAUAUGAGUACAGAAAUCGGUUGUAGAGAUCUUUGUGAUACACAACGAUUGAAUAUGUUAGAGACUAUCGCGUUGAACAUGGGUCUAGACACAAGAACGCCUGUUACCCUCUGGAAAGACAAAGCCUUAGUAGAAGCCAACCUAGCCGUUCUCUACAGUUUUCAGCAGAAAGAAGUCACCAUCGUAGACCAUCAUACCGCAUCUGAGUCCUUCAUGAAGCACCUGGAGAAUGAAGUCAGGCUCCGAAAUGGUUGCCCUGCUGAUUGGGUGUGGAUAGUGCCUCCAUUGUCAGGUUCCGCUACUCCUGUGUUCCAUCAGGAGAUGGCAUUAUAUUAUUUGAAGCCGUCAUACGAAUAUCAGGUUGUCGAGAGAGCGAAUACUGCUUUGCCAGGAUCUCCUCAGACUCAAAGUAUUGCUAAAAUAACGAUAGAAAGCAUCAAUUUGAAAGUGCCACAUCUCACACCCAACGAUGACAUAAAGUUGCAGUUGUUGACACGUAUCAAAGCAGAUGAGCCUAUGAUGAUACCGUUUCGCCGAUGGGAAUUGCACGAGCUACCAGCACUCACACAAGGAUCUACCAUAGAAAUCUGGUCCGUCAAGACAUGUUCUGCAUUGGACAGUCCAAGAUAUGUUAUAGUAUUUUUCCAAACGAAAAAAGCCGAUAAUUUGCAUGAAGACGUCACCUUGUUCGAUAAUGCCAACAUCAAAUCCAUACGAUUGGCUCUGAAUAGCGACUAUUAUCCGCAAGAACGAAUGCUAUUGGACUUUUCCCGAGACCAAUAUGCUGACGCUCACUUCAACUAUACAGAGUUCAACAAGAGCUACCAUAACUGUCAAGAAAAGCGCUCUCUAGUAAACUUUGCCGAAUUCAAAUCCCGACCAAUGUUUGUUAUCGAUUGCUCGAGGCGCCAUCUAGGCAUGAAGUCGUCUACAGUUGACAUAAACUUCAAUUUUCUCGGGAUCAUUCUAACAGGUUACAAUAGGGCCAUCAUGGCCCGUCCAACAUCAGUAUCCAGGUAA